Messenger RNA from Rhizopus microsporus ATCC 52813, 1510 nucleotides. RefSeq lists its product as uncharacterized. The transcript has a single exon. Lineage: Eukaryota; Fungi; Mucoromycota; Mucoromycetes; Mucorales; Rhizopodaceae. The coding region runs from base 306 to 1286 and encodes 326 amino acids. The record is from RefSeq and is a predicted model, not a curated record.
UUUUUUUUUCUUUCCUUUAUUAUGACAUCUGCAAACUAUAUUGCUUGGGGUACUUCAUUUAGCCACAAGUUGAAAUCUGUGUAUUAAUAAGUGUGGCGCCGACUUGAAUUAUAAAUCACCAUUUAAGGAUUGUCAGGAAAAAGGGAGAUUAUAAAAUACGUUACAGAUAUAACAAGCGCUUUUUCAGUCAUUGUUAUUUUUUUUUCUUUCUUUUUCUUCCCUUUUUUCAUAACUUUACGAUAUAUUAUUGUAUUAUAAGCAGAGACUUGCUUGUCAAUUGCUUCUAAAGUUACCUAUUAUGCUCAAUGGAAGAAAGGUGUCCUAAUCAACAUAAAGACCAAAGACAAACAUACGAAUCACCUGUGACAUCUUCUUCUGAAUCCUCGCCUAUGAAUACCAUGAUUCAUCCAUUCAAUUUACCAGCUGGCCAUUGGCGGCAUCCUUAUUCGUCUAAACCAUUUCCAUUAUAUGACCAACAUGAUCUAUACACCAAAGCUUAUACCAGUUACCCACAGUCUUAUCACUAUGGAGAGUCGUUCUAUUCAGGAUAUCAUACAGCCAACCACUCUCCCUGGGCUGAGACGGCCGAACCUUCAUCGUCAACAUCAUAUUUCGACAGAAACGCUUCUAGCUACUCGUCUGCAGAAAUCUACCCCUCAACUCAGGCGCAGCGCGUCUCUUCUAUUUAUCCUGAUAUAGUGUCUGGGGUGAACAAUGAAAAUCGAUCACAGCCCACUCAUCAGGUCACAAGUAAACAACAAGGGCCAAGCGAUACAAAGGGUAACAGCGUUCAGGGACACAAAAUACCAGAAGUGGAGCAGCUACAGGAAGAGAUUUCGUUUUUAAGUGAUGAGAUUACAAUUGUACUGAUCGUGCUUGACUCUUUACGAAACGCAUUCUUAGCCGAUAACGCGUUCACAGCAACUCCUUCAUCGCUCGCCCGAGACAAUCGACCGAUGCUCAAGACCCUUAACUUUACCAAAAACGAUAGAGCUAGCUUAAAGCAAACCACUUAUAUCACGGACAACGAUAACAACAUAAAAGGAAAUGCGCUAGACAUAGUCGAUAAUCCCGAAGUCGAAAAGGAGAUCAGGAUCGCCUAUGAUGACCUUGUGAUGCAAGUAAAGCAAUUGGAAAGAAAGAUCGAUACAUUGGAAAAGAAGAGUAGGGUGAUGAUGACCGAAAACAGGAAAAGAAGACUCGGUACAUCACAUGCGGACACAUAUGUAAGUCAAAGGCAACAUCCAUCAUCAAGUAAAGCAAAAAAAAAGCAAAAAAGAUCAUAGAUACUUCAUCACCAACUCCAUGGAAAUAUACAUCAAGCCCAUAUGCUCACUUUAUGCACACCUCCUUAGUUUCUAUAGUUUCUAUAUGUUUAUGUAAUAUCUGUAUAUGAUUAAUAAUUGUAUAUGAAAAUAAAAAGUCUGAUUUCCUCAUUUGGUAAUUCUAUCUUCGGUCCUUUUCGCGCAAUAAUAUAGUAGAAUUACUAGAGUUAUAUGAAAUGAAGGGG